AUGCUCUUCUCAUCAACAGCAGCGACAGCGCAGCAGACGCUCCCUUACGUCCCGACGACGAUCCUCCUCUCCCCAUCCGUGCCCGGAACCCCCACCAAUGCCAGCGGCCACGGCCUCGCCUACAUCUUCCACCACGCCGCCGACGGCGUCGAGCUCCUCUCCCUCAACGUCUCCGCGACCGUCGACGGCCCCGCGAGCCUGCAGACGAUAUCGAGCACCCUGCCCUUCCUCGACGGCGCCACCAAGACCACCGCCUUCCUCCCCGCCAUGGCCGACAACGGGACCCUCGUCGUCCAGGCCGGCGACUGCGCCGCCGACGACGGGUACGACGUCUGGUCCUACACGUCGGGGUCGUGGUACCGCACGGCCGCGGCGCUGCCGAGCUCCGCGGACUCGGACGCCGGGCCGUACGCCCUCGGCGCGGGCAUCAGCUUCUCCGCGACCCUGGCGCCGACCAUGUCGCAGCCCGUGCUGUACUCUUUCGGCGGCAUGUGCCUGAGCCCGACGACGGACGCCGCGACAUGGCAGGAGAACGGGACGUACACCAAGUCCAUGCUCAGGGUCGCGCCGGGGGACGGCUCGUCGUCGUCGUCGGACGGGGGGUACACGGCGAGUUUCAUCUCUUCGAAGGGUCCGGCCUUCCCCGAGGCCGGGUUCUCGUUUACGCCGCUGAGCCCGUCCAUCUCGAACCGCUCGGGCGUGGUGACGCAGCAGAAUCGGUAUGUUUUGCUGGGCGGGCAUACGCAGCAGGCUUUUAUUAAUAUGAGUUCCGCCGCGAUUUGGAAUUUGCCGGAGGAGUCGUGGAACUUUGCGACUGUUGGUGCGGUGAGAGCUGGAAGUAGCGAGCUCGCUGUCAAGGGCGUUGUGAAGCGCAAUGCGGAUGUCGAGAGUCGAUCGGGGCAUACUGCUAUUCUCAGCCAGGACGGCACCGCACUUAUCAUCCUGGGCGGCUGGGUCGGUAGUAUUUCACAGGCUGCGUCGCCGCAGCUGGCUGUUUUGAAGAUGGGAGAUACUUAUGGGGACUGGACGUGGGAGAUACCCAGCCAGCAACCCAGCGGCGGGAUUUACGGACACGGCGCGGCGAUUUUGCCCGGGAAUGUCAUGAUGAUAUACGGGGGAUACGAAAUUACGGGCUCCGGGUCGAGGACUAAGAGACAGUCCAGCGGUACCGGGCUCAGGUUCCUGAACAUGACUUCGAUGUCGUGGACGACGAGCUACUCAAAUCCGAGUUAUGAUGGGUCCGAAAGCACAAGUAGCGGAUCCAACAACGACGAAAUCAAGAAAAUCGGCUUAGGCGUAGGGCUGGGCGUCGGACUCGCGGCCGUCCUGGGGGCUUUCCUGGUGUAUUUCUGCUACAAGAGGCAUCUGAAGAAGAGGAGGAUCGCCCGAGACGAAACAGUACGGUCCCUGGCGCAGGAUGCUUCCCAAUUCCUACAUCCGGAAGACGACAUGCUUGAGCGACACGACUCUUCGACGUUCCCUUGGACAAGUCACGUCUGGUACACUGGAGGCCACGACCCCUACGAUAACGGCGCGAGGGUCUUGGGCUACGAGUCUCUCCGUAAUCAAGGGGGCUACGGCACAUAUCAACCGCCGGGCCUCCUCAUCCCACGCAAGCCCAUUCCGCGCGCGGCAAGAGGGGCAUACCAACCAGCCACGAACCUGACCACCCCGGGCCACAUCCACCCGAUCUACGAAGCCGACGAAGACGACCCAGACGGCUCCAAGGCCCGCCAGCGUGCCCAAGAGCAGCCCGUCACUCCCACCACGCCUGGCUACCCAGACCCGUUCACCACACCCACCGGCUCCGGCCCCGUCCCGGUCCUCGUCCCCGGCAACCGUAACUCCAUGACUCCCUCCCCCGAGGCUCUCCUAAGGCGCGACCCGGAGGUGCAGGACUGGCAGUCAGACGUAGACGCCGCAGAGGCCCUGUUCGCGCAGAUGCCGGCGCGCAGGAACACGGGCAAGCGGUCCUCCCCCUCGCGGCGGGCCUCGAUGCGUUCGCGAGCGAGCAUGGCCGACGACGAGCGCACGGCCAGCAAUGUUUCCGAGUCGGCAAGGAGCGCCAUCAGCGUGCCGACCCGCAGCGCGUCCAACAAACGGAACAGCACUGGCCCUGGCGCGAAUCUGACGAUUAUCACGGACACGCGCGUCGGGACAUCCAGCUCCUCGAGCAGCAGCGGCCACACAUACUCCACCGCCAAGACCACCUUCAACGCGCUGCAGGCCGAGGGACCCUCGCUGCUGCACCGUGGCCAGAAACCCCUCAACGAGACGCCGGACCGGGACGACGACGAGGAGGACUUCAUCCACAUCCCGAGCAGCCCGAGCAAGCACAAGCCGCGGCGGUCGCUGGGGUGGUUGGGGAGUCUGCGGAGGGUGUUCAGCGGGAACCCGAACGAGUCCGGGGAUUCGAGCAAGGAGGACGACGGGCCGCGGCGGAUGUCGCUCGACCAGGUCAGCUCGGACUACGAGCCGCGGCUGGUGGGGUUGUCGGGCAUCGGGGGCGCGGAGUUGUUGAGGCGGAAGCAGGGACGGCAGGACUGGGACGUGGAUCAGAAGAGUAUCAUGGACGAGUGGGAUAUCGAGAAGGCCAUCGAGCAGAGGCUCGUGCAGGUCAUGUUCACGGUGCCGAAGGAGAGGUUGCGUGUCGUCAACGCCGAGGUCGAGAAGGAGGAGGAGGUCGUCCUCGUCGACCCCGACCAGGACGAUCUUCUCGACGACGAGAUCUUGGACGAGAAGGUCGGUUUGGUCGGGUACAGGGACAGCAAGGGCAAGGGCAAGGGUAAAGAGGUGGCAGAGGAGCGGGACAUCACGAUGGCGUUCAGCAGGCCGGAGUCGCCCGGGGAGCCGACGUCGCCCGAGCGGGGACGGAGACUGGUGCAUCUCCCGCCGCCCAAGGACGACGACGGCGGGCUGCGGGUGACGGAGAGGGACGGAUCCGAAGAGCCGCGGCCGAGUCUGACGUUACGGACGGCGGAGGUUGUGAGCGUCGCGAGGCCGAGGACGAGGGUCCUCAAGAUGGUGGAGAAUAUCGAGACGAAGAGCCGGGAGAGUAGUCCUUCGCUCGGCUAG
Messenger RNA from Colletotrichum karsti, 3075 nucleotides. RefSeq lists its product as uncharacterized. Gene Ontology annotation, molecular function: protein binding. The coding region runs from base 1 to 3075 and encodes 1024 amino acids. The record is from RefSeq and is a predicted model, not a curated record. Lineage: Eukaryota; Fungi; Ascomycota; Sordariomycetes; Glomerellales; Glomerellaceae. The transcript has a single exon.